This is a messenger RNA of Nomascus leucogenys (northern white-cheeked gibbon), 1525 nucleotides long. It is a transcript of the gene CIDEB, whose product is annotated as cell death inducing DFFA like effector b. The record is from RefSeq and is a predicted model, not a curated record. Gene Ontology annotation, biological process: regulation of apoptotic process; apoptotic process. Lineage: Eukaryota; Metazoa; Chordata; Mammalia; Primates; Hylobatidae.
GGACGCAGAAAAAAAGUGGGGAAGCUGGGGGACCCUACAAGGAUCCUGGCCAGGAAAGCAGGGAUUGUGUUCAUUUGAGGGUUUCACUGUCAGUGAGAGUCUCAGCUUCCAUGCAACUGUCCAUCACGGCUGCAACUGAAAUCAGAGCUGGGACACAGCGCACCAAAAGCUAAAGUCUUGAUGCCAUCAAAGGACAUCCCUGCCCCAUUCACAUCUCCUUCACGUCCAUUAACUGGCAAAAGGAGAAAAGUGAGAGAGAAGAUGACCUAAGUGUGACUGAAGCAGGCAGUUCUGGAAAAUGAAGCCAGAGCAAUGAGCCGGCCCCUCCUUUGACCAAGGAGGAAGGAAGGAGCAGCCCCAGCACAGGAGAGAACCACCCAGCCCAGAAGUUCCAGGGAAGGAACUCUCCCGUCCACCAUGGAGUACCUCUCAGCUCUGAACCCCAGUGACUUACUCAGGUCAGUAUCUAAUAUAAGCUCAGAGUUUGGAAGGAGGGUCUGGACCUCAGCUCCACCACCCCAGCGACCUUUCCGUGUCUGUGAUCACAAGCGGACCAUCCGGAAAGGCCUGACAGCUGCCACCCGCCAGGAGCUGCUAGCCAAAGCAUUGGAGACCCUACUGCUGAAUGGAGUGCUAACUCUGGUGCUAGAGGAGGAUGGAACUGCAGUGGACAGUGAGGACUUCUUCCAGCUGCUGGAGGAUGACACGUGCCUGAUGGUGUUGGAGUCUGGUCAGAGCUGGAGCCCCACAAGGAGUGGAGUGCUGUUAUAUGGCCUGGGACGGGAGAGGCCCAAGCACAGCAAGGACAUUGCCCGCAUCACCUUUGACGUGUACAAGCAAAACCCUCGAGACCUCUUUGGCAGCCUGAAUGUCAAAGCCACAUUCUACGGGCUCUACUCCAUGAGUUGUGACUUUCAAGGACUCGGCCCAAAGAAAGUACUCAGGGAGCUCCUUCGUUGGACCUCCACAUUGCUGCAAGGCCUGGGCCAUAUGUUGCUGGGAAUUUCCUCCACCCUUCGUCAUGCAGUGGAGGGGGCUGAGCAGUGGCAGCAGAAGGGCCGCCUCCAUUCCUACUAAGAAGGGGCUCUGAGCUUCUGCCCCCAAAAUCAUUCCAAGCGACCCACUGCAAAGACUAUGACAGCAUCAAAUUUCAGGACCUGCAGACAGUACAGGCUAGAUAACUCACCCAAUUUCCCCACUGUCCUCUAAUCCCCUCGUGACAGAACCUUUCAGCAUAACGCCUCACAUCCCAAGUCUAUACCCUUACCUGAAGAAUGCUGUCCCUUCCUAGCCACCUUUCUGGCCUCCCACUUGCCCUGAAAGGCCAAGAUCAAGAUGUCCCCCAGGCAUCUUGAUCCCAGCUUGACUGCUGCUACAUCUAAUCCCCUACCAAUGCCUCCUGUCCCUAAACUCCCCAGCAUACUGAUGACAGCCCUCUCUGACUUUACCUUGAGAUCUGUCUUCAUAACUUCCCCCCAAACUAACAAAAACAUUUCCAAUAAAAAUAUCAAAUAUUUACCACUAA